Lepisosteus oculatus (spotted gar) is the source of this 2388-nucleotide messenger RNA. NCBI's taxonomy places the organism in Eukaryota, Metazoa, Chordata, Actinopteri, Semionotiformes, Lepisosteidae. The record is from RefSeq and is a predicted model, not a curated record.
AUGAAAUUCAUUUGGUACAUAUUUUUAUUACCGGGUCUAGGCCUUCUAGUCUUCACUUUAAAAGUACCGAAUUGUAAGAUUCAAAACAAAUUUGAGUUGAAUAGUUUAUAUAAACCUGGGGAUAUUGUUUUUGGGGGAGUAUUUGAACUACAUAUAACAGUAACAUAUCCAGAACUAUCUUUUACUUCAAAACCAGAGCAGCCAAAAUGUGGAAGAUUUUACUUAUCAGAAUUUCAGAAUGCACAGACCAUGGCUUUUGCUAUUGAGGAAAUAAACAGAGACCCUGCUCUUCUCCCUAACAUCACACUGGGAUACAGGCUGUAUGACAACUGUGUGAACCUGGCAGUGGCUCUGAGAGCAGCAACAGCUCUGAUCAGCGGAGAGGAUGAUUCUGUCACUGACUACAGCUGUACAGGGACUCCCCCUGUCUUAGCCAUUGUUGGGGACCCUGGCUCAACAAACUCUAUUGCCGUGUCAAGAAUACUGGGUCUCUUCCGGGUCCCAAUGAUCAGCUAUUAUGCUACUUGUGCUUGCCUGAGCAACAGAAAAAAGUUCCCCUCAUUCUUCAGAACAAUCCCAAGUGACGACUAUCAAAGCAAAGCCAUGGCGCAAAUCAUCAAGCACUACGGAUGGACCUGGGUUGGUGUCAUAGCAAGCAGUGAUGACUACGGUCAGAGUGCUGUCAAGAGCUUCACUGAGCAGAUAGCUCACUUUGGCUGUAUUUCCUUCUCAGAAACCCUCCCAAGUGUGAAUUCAAAAGCCAGAAUACUUGAAAUUGUGAAAACUAUUAGACGAUCCACAGCGAGGGUUAUAGUUGUAUUCUCCCCUGGAGCACACUUUGAUCCUCUGGUUGAAGAGAUCAGACAGUUUUGGGAAAACAUAUUUGACUGCAAAUUUCAAGCAAAAUCAAAUGAUCUUGAAAGUAAUAAAAUAUGUUCAGGAACAGAAGAUAUUAAAAGCACCAAAACGUCUUACAGUGAUGUGUCAGAACUGCGGGCUUCCUACAAUGUGUAUAAAGCAGUGUACGCCUUGGCACACUCCCUGCACAACCUGAUGUCCUGUGAGCCUGGAAAAGGGCCCUUUCAGAAUAACUCCUGUGCAGACAUCACAACUGUGCAGCCCUGGCAGCUGUUGCACUACCUGGCGAGAGUGAACUUCACUACUCACUAUGGAGACAGGGUGUCCUUUGAUGAGAACGGAGAUGCUCUUGCAAUCUAUGAUGUGAUGAACUGGCAGAGGGCCGAUGACGGGGCUGUGAAAACAGUAACAAUCGGUCUGUAUGAUGAAUCAGCUCCUGCUGGACAACAGCUCAGUCUGAAUGAGGACAAAAUCUUCUGGAACUUUGAAUCUAAUUCUCCCCCCAGGUCUGUGUGCAGUGAAAGCUGUCAGCCUGGCACCAGGAAGGCAACCAGAAAAGGGGAGCCCCUCUGCUGUUUCGACUGUGUGCCUUGUGCAGAGGGAGAGAUCAGCAACCACACAGAUACCAUUGAAUGUUUCAAAUGUCCACCUGAUUUCUGGUCUAACCCAAGCAGAGACCAGUGUGUGCCAAAGGAAAUUGAGUUUCUAUCAUACAAGGAGCCUUUAGGAAUCUCUUUGACAACAGUCUCAGUGUUUGGGGGAUGUAUAUCAGCUGCAAUUUUAUUUGUGUUCAUUUACUAUAGGAACACCCCAGUUGUAAGAGCCAACAAUUCUGAACUGAGCUUCCUGCUGCUGCUUUCUCUAAUACUCUGCUUCCUCUGCUCAUUGCUGUUUAUUGGUCAGCCACUACACCUCACCUGUAUGCUGAGACAUGUUGUGUUUGGAAUCAGUUUUGUCUUGUGCAUAUCUUCCAUUCUUGUGAAAACCAUUGUUGUCAUCAUGGCCUUCAGAGCCACACUGCCAGACAAUAAUGUCAUGAAGUGGUUUGGUGCUGCACAACAGAGAGGCACUGUUUUUGUCUUUACUGUCACCCAGGCUCUGAUCUGUAUUGUGUGGCUAACUGUGGCCCCUCCUUUACCAUUGAAAAACACACAGUAUCAAAACUCAAAAAUAAUUUUUGAGUGUAAUGUUGGCUCAAUAACUGGAUUUAGUUGCCUGCUGGGGUACAUAGGCUUGCUAGCCAGUGUCUGCUUUCUGCUGGCUUUCCUUGCAAGGAACCUGCCUGACAACUUCAAUGAAGCCAAGUUCAUCACUUUCAGCAUGCUCAUCUUCUGUGCAGUUUGGAUCGCUUUCAUACCAGCUUAUGUCAGCUCUCCUGGGAAAUACUCGGACGCUGUGGAGAUUUUUGCCAUCUUGGCUUCAAGCUUUGGUCUCCUCAUUGCGAUAUUUAUGCCGAAAUGUUACAUCAUUCUGCUUCAACCAGAGAAAAAUACCAAGAAAGCUCUUAUGGGUAGAGCAGGCCUAAAGUGA